Molecule: messenger RNA, 1101 nt
Organism: Alternaria ventricosa
Lineage: Eukaryota; Fungi; Ascomycota; Dothideomycetes; Pleosporales; Pleosporaceae
Exons: 3
Coding region: 1-1101 (366 amino acids)
Source: RefSeq, a predicted model, not a curated record
AUGACAAGUAACGCGGGCCCAGGUGCAGCCGCACCUACUCCUGUCAUAUCGUCAACUCAAACCCUCAGCGUGCCGGCGACAUUGCAAGCCGACGGUGCCGUUGGGAAUUUCACCGUUCCAGUCAUUGCUGAAGGAGCGACAAUUACGAACGUUCUCGUCCUGGUACCCACCGGACAAGGCAUUCGUUUUGGCAAAGAAUAUGGACUAUCACUACCGCCUGGCGAGAUAAGGUCUGACGGGUUUUUCACCGUCUCAUACAUGAUCAAUCCCGCGCAGAUCGUUUUCCAUUCUGCUUCCCCCACGGCUACUCCAACACCAACGAAUGCUGUGCCAUCCUCUGCUGCUCUGGGUGGUGGCCUUCCUCAGCCUUUGGAAGACAAAGCCAUCUCUGGCGAUGUCUCGAAAAUAAGUAAUGCCAUCAAGAAUCACGUCCAGAGUUACUACCAUACCAGCCGUGUUAACCCUGGUCUCAUCGACUAUGAGGACCUCCACGCACUUGGAUCAGGUCUACCAGUCUCGGUUGGAACGCUCACCACAUUGAUCGGGAAUGCUGCAACUAGAGAGAUCGCGCUAAGAUUCAUCAUCGCUUGGGUAAUCAUCUCGAAACUUCAACCCUCCAAAGAUCCUACAAAGAGCCUCUUGCCGUCCGAAAUCGCCCAAUGCUACCAAGCCGUCGCAUCUGGCGAUCGUGGCUAUCAAGCUCAAACAUCAUUGAUGGCGUGCUGGCGGGUCAUGACUGCUGAGUUGAUGCAGGCUAGCUACAUUCGCAAUCCCUUCGGUCCUUCCGACAGUCGACAUGCAAGCAUACAGGCAACGCUUGUGACACUAGACAAUGUUCUACAGCCAUACGCGGACUCGCGCAUGAACAAUGGCGAGCGCAAGCGGAAUCUUGAGGAAGUACUGAAGCGGGCUGCACUUUUCGCUUUCACUCUGUUUUCCCAGCCUAGCGCAUGGGAGUUCGAGUGGCAGGAGGAACAGGGUGUCACGUCAGGGGACUUGUGCAUUUUCCCCGCUCUUGUGCAAGUAGCGGACGAGGCUGGCAAUCCAGUCAGUCCGCCGCGGCCUUUCAGCGAGGCUGUGGUAAGACAGCUGGACGCAUGA